Messenger RNA from Fusarium verticillioides 7600, 987 nucleotides. RefSeq lists its product as hypothetical. Bases 1 to 987 code for a protein of 328 amino acids. NCBI's taxonomy places the organism in Eukaryota, Fungi, Ascomycota, Sordariomycetes, Hypocreales, Nectriaceae. The transcript has 3 exons. The record is from RefSeq and is a predicted model, not a curated record.
AUGGAAACACAAGUAGCAGAAAGGACUUUUGCGGAGAUCAUUGAUGGGCUUCCUACAAUCGACUCCUAUCAAGAUGUCCACUGGCCGCAGGACGGCCAUCCUGCUACACAACAUCUUGAGCUGUGCCCGGAUAUGAUUGAGAAAGCUCGUCAGCUGCGUUCCGACCAUCUUCCCACGAGAUUGAGGUUCCAACUACAAUUACUGCGCGCCUUUGAAGAGACCACUGUCGAUUCACGGCACUUUCACCUACGACUGUUUGAGCUGUUGGCCGUGGCAAUUCACCAGAUCGCUGUACACUUGUACCAACAAGACGGCCUCAACCAUACACACCAAGAAUAUCAAAAGUGGAUAGACUCACCACACGAUUCCAGUAAAUGGGAUGGGUAUCGACACCCAACUCCUUUCUGCCACAGCUUCUAUGUCGCAGUUGAGCGGUAUCCCAACGGUGAUGCCGAUACCGUUGGGUACUGGGCUGAAGCAAAGAUAUUCGGUGGGGUCUUCGUCUUUGACCGUGGAGAAUCAGAAUCAGAGUGUAAUGAGCUGUACCUCCAUGCCAGCCGACGAGUAGGCCCCUUUACUUUAUUCCCCCUCACAACAGAACAGUUCGAAAGAUUCAUCAACUUCCUUCUAAGUGAUACAGAAGAUCCUGCUGCAUCGCAAAGUCCCCUCCCGUUUAGAGCGACGUCGGAGAAUCGUUGGCGGUGGCAUAGUUGGGAUGCCAUAGCCCGAUAUCACGUCUUCCGUGACAAGUAUGAGCGAACCGUUCAACCAACUAAGCCAACAGGUUGUGUCAAGUCUUCGGUAGACUGGCCAGAGAUAGCCGAUGAGCUGUAUCUGAUCGGGGCCAUGCACGAUUAUUGGGAUGGCCAGUCGGUAGAUAUGGACAAGAUUCGGGAGGCUUUGGAGCAUUUACAACAGGUCACUCCAUCUUCGCCAGUCUGGUCAACUAGGAAUGCACAUACAUGGACCAAGAACCUUUUUGAAUAG